AUGGGAAUGAUGCAUCUCGCAGCGGUGGUCUCUAUUCUGGCCGUGACUGGCAUCGCGAAAGGAUGGGAGUGCAGUCCAGGAUGCAACACGGAGAAUGGGUUUUGUGAGAAGCCGGGGAAGUGCAGGUGCAAACCCGGGUGGCAAGGAGAAAACUGCGACCGUUGCGUGCCAUUCCCCGGCUGCGUGCACGGCUGGUGUGAGCGGGCCUGGCAGUGCGUGUGCAGAGAGGGCUGGGUGGGCAGCCUCUGUGACCAAGAGAUCAUGAUCUACAUCCAGUGUAACCUGAACACUAACCCGGCUUGUCCUCCCGCAGACACCCGGCUGUGCUCCUCUGGCCCCUGCUCCGCCAACGCCACGUGCAUCGAGACCGGCGAGGGAGGAUAUCUGUGCGUCUGUCCCCACGGCUACACCGGGGACUUCUGCCACCUGAGGAAAGGUCUCUGUGCGGAGGAGAGAUCUCCGUGCCAGAACGGCGGCACGUGCACCGCGGUCGACAGCUCCCCGGCCUUCUCCUCGUGCCUCUGCCCCGCCGGCUUCUCCGGAGACUACUGCGAGGUGGACGUGGACAGCUGCCAGCCCAACCCCUGCCACCAUGGGGGCACCUGCACCAACCACGGCCUGGCCUUCACCUGCCAAUGUGCAACCAACUACACCGGCUUCACCUGCAACCAAACCGCGGGUCUCUCUCCCUGCGCCGGCUUGCCCUGCGCCAACGGAGGAACUUGUUUGGGCCAAUCCGACGGCACGUUCCGCUGCGUCUGCCCCAAAUGGUUCGCCGGACCCACUUGCUCCCUCCAGCACAGACCCAGAGUGCGCGCCAAGCCGGUGGUGCCGAAACCCAUCGAUCACAGGGUUUUCUCGCUCACGCCUCAACACUACUCUCUCCCGGCUCACGCCUUCCACAAGCUGCUUCGCCCGCCGGAGAGAGACCUCCUCAAGAUCACGUUGAAGGAGAGCGUUCAUUCGCAGGGGGUCCUGGUCACGCACGGCCAGCUGGUGUGUUUCGGCAUGCUGGCCCUGCUCACCUGCCUGGUCAUCCUGGGCACUACGGGAAUCGUGUUUUUCGGGCGGUGCGAGGCGUGGCUUGCUAACGCCAAAUACAGUCAGUUGGUGCGGCAGCAGAGAGAGCACCUGCUGAAGGACGUGGGCGGCGGCGACGGCGGUGGCCAAGAGGAACCAGAGCAUUCGGUUAACAUCAUCCUCCCCGAGAAGAUCCGACUGAGCAGCUUCGGACGCCACUACACCUCCAUCUGA
Molecule: messenger RNA, 1254 nt
Organism: Knipowitschia caucasica
Lineage: Eukaryota; Metazoa; Chordata; Actinopteri; Gobiiformes; Gobiidae
Source: the annotation of a GenBank genome assembly